AUGAUUAUCGAUUAUUUUUGGCCCGAAUUGGAAUAUAUGGACUUGGACAGCAUGUGGUUUCAACAGGACGGCGCCACAAGCCACACAGCACACUUUACAAUCGAUUUAUUAAAGAACAAGUUUGAUGAGCGUGUUAUCACAAGAAAUGGAUCAGUCGUUUGGCCGCCUCGUUCGUGCGAUUUAACGCCACUAGAUUUUUUUCUUUGGGGCUACGUCAAGUCAUUGGUCUAUGCUAAUAAGCCGAUGACGUUGGAAGAGCUUAAAGCCAACAUUGAACGCGAAAUAGCAGCCGUUUCGGCUGAAAUGUGUGGCCGAGUCAUGAAAAAUUGGGUCCAACGAAUCGACCGCUGCACGCGUGCCCGCGGUGGCCAUAUGAGGGAGUCAUCGAGUUCCAUUCAUAAAUGUUUUUCCCACCCACCCAAUAAUAAAGUUUUUGAAAUAUCUCAAAUGGUUUUCAUUUUAUUUUGA
This is a messenger RNA of Pieris macdunnoughi, 468 nucleotides long. NCBI's taxonomy places the organism in Eukaryota, Metazoa, Arthropoda, Insecta, Lepidoptera, Pieridae. The record is from the annotation of a GenBank genome assembly.